AUGAAUCCGGCGGAUAAUAUUGCGCCUGGAUCUCUGUGGCAUAAGCAAACAGUCAGAGGACAACUCCCGCCAUUAGUGCCUGCACUUCCUUUAGAAGAGAAUACGGAUUGGGAUACGAACUUUUUCGCUGGACAUUAUGCGUUGGGAUCCGGUCAUCUGGGGGCUGAGCGGAGACAUAGCGGGUGGGCCGCCGUUGAGAAGCAGUGGGCAGCAAGUCAACCGCAAUCGACAGCCGAAAAAGAGACGACGCAAGUGCCUAUGUCCAGAGAGUCUGCAGAUAUUUUGAGCACGUUACACCCUGGUUUAUCAUUACCACCACCGCAGUUGGAGGAGGGGUUUCGCCUAAGAGUUGUGAUGAACCCUAAUGUGGCAACAAUGGCAGUAGGGGCUGGCUCUAAAAAUUGGACAACAUUUACCGAAGGAGCGUGGUCGGGCAGUCUCGGUACGGGAAGUGUUGUUGGUGGUGGACAAGAUAGUAUCGACAUGGAGUUUGGUAAAUCGCAGGGCACACAGAUUGAAUCUACCUUCAAGCUGAGAACCAUUGAUGAACCGCCGGCUAUGAUCGAAUGUAAAACACGUGGAUUUCGGACUGGGCCCGAUGACAUUAUGACAGCCCUCAAAGACACAGCACAAUCUCUAGCAAUCGAUCCGAGACAAUAUAGACACAGAGUUGUUAUUACAAUGAAGACGAAUGAUCCACGUUAUGCCGAGAAGGUGAAUUUCGAACUUUGGGUUGGGACUUGUCUUUGGCGCGGCUCCGAGGUCAUCUAUGACGCAUAUAAGAUUCGCUGA
Messenger RNA from Truncatella angustata, 792 nucleotides. RefSeq lists its product as uncharacterized. The coding region runs from base 1 to 792 and encodes 263 amino acids. The record is from RefSeq and is a predicted model, not a curated record. The transcript has 5 exons. NCBI's taxonomy places the organism in Eukaryota, Fungi, Ascomycota, Sordariomycetes, Amphisphaeriales, Sporocadaceae.